UAUAGCGAGAGGGAGAUCCAAUCCGGUUUGAGCUAGUUCUGGUACUGGUCGGACGUUUAUGUUAAGUUACAGACUGCUCCAGAGGUGUAUAAGACAGAGGUGGUAAGGCUGGUCCGCGUUACGCUGAUUGUCCUAAAAAGCUGUGCUGUUGUGUAAAAUCUGUGCAACCUAAGCAACGAUGGGAAAGAAACAAGCUAGCGCUUAUGCAGACCCAAAUGCUGAGCCAAAGAGAAAAUCUGCAAGAUUGAUAAAAAUGAAACAGAUGGAGUCAAAGCCAGAAAAAACAGAAAAGAAAAAGGCACCUGCCAAGAAAGAUGUGAAAAAAACAGCAAAGGCUAAGCCAGAGGAGAAGAAAGAAGAACCUCAGGCAGAGGCUCCUGCAGAAAACGGGGAGGCCAAAGCUGAGGAGACCACGGCUGCAGAGGAACAGCCAAAUGACGAAGAGGAACAGCCGAAUGGUGAAGAGGAAAAAGAAGCCAAGUAGAAGCGAUACCUCUGAACUCAUUUGCCAAUGCUCCCUGUACCUCCUUUGUUGUAAAAUGCAGAGAAUAUUUUUAUCUACUAUUUUCUUAAGACAACAAUGUUUUUAGGGAUGUGAUUUCUUUUUUUUUUUCUAAAUACUACAACUUCCAUUCACUCUCAUGGCUUGUGUGAAGAGAAAGUCUGUCAUUAUGUUCUUUUGGUCAUUUUGUUGUUAGAUUGUAGGUUUUUUUUCUGCAUGACAUGCAAUAAUGCCAUUCAUCAGGAAUGGGAGAGUAUACCUGAAACAUUCCCGAGGAAUCUUAAGAGAUUUUGUAACCUGUACUGUGUUGGAAUACACAUCAAAAUACUGUUUGUUUGAUAAUGGAAUGAUUUCAAAGUUUGAAGCUUGUAUUCUGUGCUUUAAAAAAAACACCUUGUUCACAGUGUUCACUUUCACCAUUUUCACAAGGAGUCUGGGGUUUGGUUUUCACUUUAAGGUACAAUUGAGAACGGUUAAAUUAAUCAAUCUUCUACGUAAGCUAUACUCAAAACAAAUGCAUUACAAAGUUAGUCAUAUUUGAUAUGGUUUUGGGAUUUAUCUACCAAUGUACAGUUUCCUCCUUUAAAAAAUGUUUUCUUUGUUUUUGGAUGGUAUGAAAUGCCAAUUAAAGUGGGGAAUUUCUUUUAA
Molecule: messenger RNA, 1150 nt
Organism: Acanthochromis polyacanthus (spiny chromis)
Lineage: Eukaryota; Metazoa; Chordata; Actinopteri; Pomacentridae
Gene: hmgn1a
Product: Non-histone chromosomal protein HMG-14A-like
Exons: 6
Coding region: 179-484 (101 amino acids)
Cellular component (GO): nucleus; chromatin
Molecular function (GO): nucleosomal DNA binding
Source: RefSeq, a predicted model, not a curated record